Drosophila hydei is the source of this 594-nucleotide messenger RNA. Its product is annotated as troponin T, cardiac muscle-like. NCBI's taxonomy places the organism in Eukaryota, Metazoa, Arthropoda, Insecta, Diptera, Drosophilidae. The coding region runs from base 1 to 594 and encodes 197 amino acids. The record is from RefSeq and is a predicted model, not a curated record. The transcript is spliced from 3 exons.
AUGAGAUUUCUGGGAUUUGCACUGCUGUUGCUGUCGGCAGCAGUUUUGGCCAACGCAGCAGUUGGACGCCAGGAGGAUGAUGAGGAUCAGUCGGGUCACCGUUACCGCCUGUUCAAGCGCAGUCCCGAGCAAAAAGCUGAGGGUCGUACCCUCUCGCAGCUGUUGUCGUUCAAGGGCAACUGUGCUCAAAACGCACCAACGAUAACAACAAUAUCGCCAUCGCCUUCAUCGAUUACGGGAACUUCGGACAUCAUAAUAUCGCCCUCCGUUCCAAACGACGACGUGGCCAACUUUAACGGCGUUAGCAUGUUCCGCCGCGGCAAUGGUCGCCCGGGCCAGGCCCUCACUGUCCAGGAGUACGAGAUCCGUCGCCAGGCCGAGGAGAACAAGCAGCUGCGCGAACGCAUCGAGAUCCUUCGUCGCCAGAAUAUCCAGAACCGUCGUCGUGCCCAGCAAAUCCGCAGGCAGCAGCUAAUGCGCAGCAGGAACCAGCGUCGCCGUUCCAAUCUCAGAAACCGCAAUGCUCGCCGUCGCAUCAGGAAUCGCAACCGCAACGCCAGACGUCGCCUGAGGAGGAACCGUCGUCGCAACUAG